Molecule: messenger RNA, 2056 nt
Organism: Blastomyces gilchristii SLH14081
Lineage: Eukaryota; Fungi; Ascomycota; Eurotiomycetes; Onygenales; Ajellomycetaceae
Exons: 1
Coding region: 103-732 (209 amino acids)
Source: RefSeq, a predicted model, not a curated record
GUGGAUUUGUUAGAACACACAUGUACCAAGGCAAUCCCCAUCUUCUCGCCCGUUCCAAGCUCUGCAUUUUUAAAACAAACACAUAAUUGGAAAUUUUACAGAAUGGCUUCACGGGGCGCAAGCAAUAUAUUUAACAAGAACCGUUACUACGGUUUCAGACCCCCAAGAUUCGUCGCCCCCAAACAGCCCUAUUUCACAGUCCGUUACACGCCUCAAAACAUACCUACGUCGCGCGCGAAGAAGUUUUCCUGUGAUCUCUUCAUCAAUCUAUAUGCCCUCCGGCCCAAGAUCGACUAUAUGUGGGCGACACGGGACAAGCGCCAGCUUUGGUGGUCCGCUUCGGCCCAAUCUGAUAUCGCAUCGGAGAAGAGCGUUAUACGGUCGUGGUGCGCCAGACGGGUGCGGACUGCAUUUAGAGACGCGUUGAGGGAGCGUGGAUAUGACAAGACAGGGCGAAGAAUACCGGAUAUUGAGCAGCGGGAGCAGCAGAAACCGCAACCGAGGCAGCAAGCUGGGCAGCCGCCGUCUCGGCUAGAAGCCUUGGAAGGGACUUUGGAAAUUCACUUCCGGCUUGCUGUCAAAGCUGCGAAAUAUACGGAUAUUGUGCGGGAGGCUGGGGUCGUCAUUGAAAGGAUUGAAACCUACCUCAAACGGGUAGGCGAGCGGGAGGAAAAUGACGUGGAGAAUUCUUCAGACGCUCUUUGGCCUAGUAACAAUGGCGUGUCUACCUAAGUUCCUAGGGUAAAAGAGGGUGGACUCGGCACGUCGUUGUUGGUUCCAGCAUCUUUUGCACAGCACAAUAAGGCCAUAGGAAAGCCCUCUGGAUCUAAUUUAUUCGGGCACUUACUUUACCUAGACGGUAAACAAUAGGUAACUAGCAACCCCAUGGGAAUUUUAUUCGAGGCUACACUAUAUGCCUGAUCCAUUUUGCCCUGGAUACUCGCAGUAGCUAGUACGACGGUCAGCUAGGCAUGUAAGACUAGCAUCUUCACCACAUCGCCACAUAUGAUCCCUCCUGGAGCAGAGUUCCGCAGUAAUCCACAAUACAAAUGUGCCAUCAUCAAACUCCCCCUCAGUCCCAUACCCCGCAUCAGAGGAACCCAAAAGAAGCUUUCUCCUACACGGAAAUCCAACCUCACUUAUUGAGCUCCUUCAUUCGAGCAUCGAUUUCUUCCCGUGGGGCUCUUGCCGGCAUGUCUCCUACAAACGCCCUCAAAAAGUCAACAUCAACUGCCAAUUAUGGACGAAAUAUCUUGGGUGAAUUCUCUUUGAUAUUAGACUAACCUUCCGGAAUCUGCGGGCCCUUAGUUAUGAAGUCCCGGGCCUCAGGCCUCAACUGCUCACCACCCGCUGUAGAGUUGGCGUUCUUCUGUGUCUGGCUUCGUGUUUGGCGCGUGGUCGUGCCAGUUUUUCCGGCUUGGAAAUCUUGACUAGAUCGGCCAGCCAUGUUUCCAGAUCGGAUUGGGAUGGGAUGGGAUGGGUGUGACGGGUAUAGGUCGAGGGGUGGCAGAUAUUGCUGGAGACGCAAAAUUGUAUUUUUAGGAAGAUUGUGUUGGCUUUACUUAAGCCUAUUGCUGGAUAAAUUACUAACUUGGAUUUUGAGAAACGAAAUAGGUAGAUGUGGUGGAUGUGCUUAGAAGUCGGGCACGAGGUGCUACGCUACGGCAGGGGGAAUGAUUCAUUCAUACCACCUGGCGCUGAUGACAUCACCAAAACAGCCAAGGGUAUAAUCGAGCAAGAGCCACCUAUGAGAAUUGACCUCAUCCCAUUCACCUAUCUUGGUAGAUAUUAAUCUGUUUAUACUUAUAUUAUAUAUAGCAGGUAAUAGCCAUUUGUAACUAAUCAGAAGUGUCAAGAAAAUAGUACCAUUUCUGGGCUUCUUUGUGUGUUGUUCAGUUGCCAAAAGCAGCAUAUACUUUAAGUAGUUAGCUUUCUCAUACAAAGGGAUGCUAAAUACACUCUAUCGGCUUCAGUACGGAGUAGACAUCUACACGUUCGACUCUUGUGCUGCGCAAUAGUACAAUAUUAAUAUUAUAUUUCCAUACGGACGGGCUUC